Lactuca sativa (garden lettuce) is the source of this 1057-nucleotide messenger RNA. RefSeq names its product putative F-box/LRR-repeat protein 9. Lineage: Eukaryota; Viridiplantae; Streptophyta; Magnoliopsida; Asterales; Asteraceae. Gene Ontology annotation, molecular function: protein binding. The record is from RefSeq and is a predicted model, not a curated record.
UCCGGUAAAAUCAUCGUCUCUCAAAGUUAAAAUGGAGUCGACCUCCGCCGUAGGUCCGUCCUCGGCAAUGAAGGAAUCUCCAAAUUGGCUGUUAAUGCCUGACGAACUGAUGGAAAAUAUACUUGGAAGAUUGAGUAGCGUGGAAAAACUAAGGAGCGCAGGGAAAUUAUGCAGAACUUGGCGGAGAAUUUGCAAAGAUCCGGCGAUGUGGAAGGUCAUCGAUAUUGACAUAUUGCUGGAUGGUUGUGACACGAAUCACAAAAUCGAGAUGCUGACUAAGCAGGUAGUCGAUCUCAGCUGUGGGGAACUGAUCGAUGUCAGUGUCGGCGGCUUUUGCACCGAUGAUCUCCUCGAUCACAUUGCGCUACACUCAAGUAAGGUGAAGCGUCUUUACCUCUGGUGUGACCAGAUGACGGGUAGUGGGUUGAGUCGGGCAGUGAAAAGGCUGUCUCAAUUGGAGGAACUUGAAUUCUCUUACAUCUAUAUCAAUGCAGAAGACAUCGAAGUGAUUGGACGAAAUUGCCCUCAGCUCAAGUCCUUCAAGAUACCUCACAUGAGGUACACAGUGACAGGGCCAUACCUCCAAUGUGAUGAUCAAGCUGUUGCCAUUGCAAAUUACAUGCGGGAGUUACGCCAUUUGCAGAUUUAUGGUGAUGAGAUGACAAAUGAUGGAUUGGAGGCCGUUAAGAUUUAUGGUGAUGAGAUGACAAAUGAUGGAUUGGAGGCCAUUCUUAACGGAUGCCCUCACCUUCAAUCCCUAGACAUCUAUAUGUUUUGUAGCUUUGAACUUGACAGGAAUUUAGUAAAAAAGUGCAUGGAACGGAUCAAAGAUUUUAAACACAACUCAACACAAAAUUCUGAUGAUAUGUAUGUUGAUGAAUCUUCUGAAGCAGAUGAUUAGGAUUACUAGAUGAUUGGGUCUGAUCUUUGGUUGGAGAUGUUAGCAUAUCAUAAUGGUUGGUGGCCAUUUUAGAAAAUGUAAAUCUUGGUUGUGACUAAUAUCAUAAUUUGUUUUUCUCAAAUGACCUAAAGCACACAAAAGUCUGGGGAGAAUUUA